UCUAUGUUCUUACCACUGCGCCACAAGACCUGUAUUGUUCUCUAUUUAUUCUGCCCGUCUCUCUCCCUCAGUCAGUGUUACUCUUUUUAUUUAUCACUGUGCUAUUCCUCUCUUCAUUACUACCCCACUCUAUCUUUCCCUGUUAUUCCUCCUGUAUUAUUCCCCUCUCGCUGUCUCUGGCUUGUUUCCUGGGACCGGCUCGAUGCCGCCGCCGCCGCUCUCUCCGCUGCUGCUGACUCUGAGCGUCGGUCUUGCAGCCGCCUCCAGCCCCGGGCUGGUGCUGCUCCUGGCCGAUGACCUCGGCUACGGGGACCCGGGCUGCUUCGGGCACCCGAGCUCCCGCACCCCCAACCUGGACCGGCUGGCGGCGGAGGGCAGGAGAUUCAGCGACUUCUACAGCGCGGCAAGUGUCUGCAGCCCGUCCCGGGCAGCCUUGCUCACAGGCCGUUACCCCACUCGGUCAGGGGUUUUUCCAGGUGUGUUCUACCCUGGGUCAAGGGGCGGGCUCCCGCUAAAUGAAACUACCAUCGCUGAGCUACUAAGACAGCAAGGGUACGUCACAGCAAUGGUGGGGAAGUGGCACUUGGGCUACGGCAGCAAUGGGAGCUACUUACCCAUCCACCAGGGCUUCGAUGAAUUUUUGGGUGUCCCCUACUCCCACGACCAGGGGCCCUGCCAGAACCUGACUUGUUUCCCACCAGACACCAAGUGCUACGGAAAGUGCGACCAAGGUGUGGUCCUCUUGCCCCUGGUCAAGAAUAACAAGGUUAUCCAGCAGCCAGUUGACUUUCCCACACUCACUCCGCUGUAUGAUCGUUUUGCGAGAGACUUCAUUCUAGGAGCAGCAAAGCAGCACAAGCCAUUCUUCUUUUACUACGCAUCACACCAUACCCACUAUCCACAAUUUGCUAGUGCUGACUUCACAGGGCAGUCCAAGAGAGGUCCAGUGGGGGACGCGCUGAUGGAAUUUGACGGUUCGGUGGGAGUGAUAAUGAAGGCUUUGAAGGACGCUGGAGUGGAGAAUAACACGCUUGUCUUCUUCACCAGUGACAAUGGCCCAGAGCUGAUGCGAAGGUCACGCGGAGGGAAUGCGGGUCUGUUGAAGUGUGGCAAAGGCACGACGUAUGAAGGAGGAAUGAGGGAACCUGCAGUUGCCUACUGGCCUGGCAAGAUCACUCCAGGUGUGACCCAUGAGCUGGCCAGCACCCUCGACAUCCUUCCAACAAUUGCCACCCUCUCGGGGGCAAAGCUUCCACCGGUCAAAUUAGACGGAUAUGACAUGAGGGAUGUCCUCUUCAAUAAUGGGAAGAGCAAGCGGGAGACCAUGUUUUACUAUCCAGUCACCCCCAGCAGAAAGCUGGGAGUUUUUGCUGUACGCUAUGGACAGUACAAAGCUCAUUACUUCACUCAAGGCUCCACCCACAGUGACAGUACCCCAGACCGUGACUGCCACUGGGACUCACUGCUCACCUCUCACAACCCACCACUGCUCUUUGACUUAGAAGCAGAUCCUUCUGAGAACUACCCACUCAGCAGCUCUGACAUUUCCAAUUACAGCUGGAUAAUCAAGCAGAUCCACGAGGAAAAGGUCAAAUUUGAGUCGGGAAUGGAGUUUGGAGAAAGUCAAAUCGAAAGAGGAAUUGAUCCUGCUCUUGAGCCCUGCAUUAACCUCGGUUGCAGCCCAAGGCCUGUCUGCUGCAGACAGACUUAGAUUAGAAGAAGGAAGGAAGGCAAAAUGCAACCCAACAGCUGCUUUAGUAACACUUGCUAAUCUCAAACUGAACCUGUCUGAGGGCGGUGCUGACGUGAAGUCGGGAAGUGGGAGGACUCUUCGGCAGAGUCCUGGCAUCCAGAAUCCAAGGUGAAGUCCUUGGUACAUUUGGGCAAUUGCUUGUGACUUAGAGAGAUUUUCCCCUGUGAGAGGAAGAAAAUCCCCAGCAAGGAUAAGUCUGACACACUGGACUGUGUGAAAAAUCAAUCGUUCAUUGAAUUCUGAUUAAUUACAGCAUCCUUUUAUGAUUUACUGUUAUGUUUAUAUGGGUUUUAAAAGCCCGCAAAUUGUGGGGAGGAGGGGAGACAGACAGAAAGGAAGACUCUUGGUCUUGGAUAAGGGCAUUCCUGCUUUUUCUCCCUUGGGAGGCAAGAACAUAGGAACAGGAGGAGCCCAGUCAGCCACUUGAGCCUAUUUACCAUCCAGAUCGAUCAUUGCUGAUCUGUAUCUCUACUGCAUUUACUCUAUAUAAAGGCUCUCUAGAGCCUUUGCUCUUUUUCCCUUGACAACCUUCAGCAACAAAAAUCUGUUAAUCCCGAUCUUGAAAGCUCCAACUGACCACAAACACCCAAAAUCUUUUGGGGAAGAGAGUUCCAGGUUUCCACUACCCUUUUGUGUGAAGAGAUGUUGCCUCGUUUCAUUCUCAAACAGCCUGGCUCUAAUUGUGAGAUUUGUUCUGAUUUUCCCCCCACAAAAUGAAAUUGUUUCUUUAUCUACUAUAUCAAAUCAUUUAAUUAUUUUAAAUACCUCAGUAGAUCACCUCCUCAGCCUUCUGAAUAGAAGGGAAUCUAAAGCAGAGGGUGUGAUAUUUUAGCAAACAGAUGUUUAAUGUGGAUAUAUAUUGAACCUUGCACAUCCAAGCAGUUCGAGGUUUAGUUUUACUGGAUGUAGGAUGUUGGGUUUAAGGUGCUGCAGUGUGUAAAGCACUGUGGGGAGUAUUUGUUCAUAAGUUUGAUCACCUCCUCUAAAAAUGAAGCAAUUUGUAAAAUUAACUCCUGCAGAUUAUAUCACUGUGAUCAGCAAAGCUUAAAAUGUUUUAAGGGAGAAUUAACUGCACUAAUUAAUCACUGGGUGAUUAUUUUGUACAUGUGAGAUGAAAUAAAUAAAUAAAUAAAUCUAUAUAUAGAUACA
Messenger RNA from Carcharodon carcharias (great white shark), 2902 nucleotides. It is a transcript of the gene arsa, whose product is annotated as arylsulfatase A. The record is from RefSeq and is a predicted model, not a curated record. NCBI's taxonomy places the organism in Eukaryota, Metazoa, Chordata, Chondrichthyes, Lamniformes, Lamnidae. The coding region runs from base 203 to 1711 and encodes 502 amino acids. The transcript has 7 exons. Gene Ontology annotation, molecular function: arylsulfatase activity.